AUGAGGCCAGCGCCUUCUGGGGCCCCCAGGGGGCCCCCCUCUAGUGUCUCUAAAGGGCCCUCUUCUAUUGUCGCAAGGGGGAACCCUUCUGGGGGCCCCAUGAGGCCCCCCUCUAGUACCCUUAGGGGGCCCCCUGCAGGGGCCCCUAUGGGGGCCCCCUACAGUACCCACAGGGGGCCCCCGUCUGGAGGCCCCAGGGGCCCCCCGUCUGGGGGCCCCAGGGGGCCCCCUUCUGCUGCCCGAGGAAGCGGACAGGUGUCAGGGUCUUGCCGUGGGGGGCCCCCCAGCUGGGUGAAUUCUUCUUUUGCUGCAGGGGCCCCAUCUGCAGCAGCAGCAGAGGCUGCAGCAGCAAAUGUUUGCUGCCCGCUGCGGAUGUUGAGGAGCCCAGCAGCAGCAAGAAGGGGCCCCGCUGCUGCUACUGUCUUCCCCGAAGGGCAUCAUCGUUCUAUCUUAUGUAUAGACCUGCACCCCUCAAAGAGGAUUUGUGCGACUGGCAGCGCUGACGGUUCGCUGCGUUUGUUUGACUUAUCUGCUGCUGCUGCUGCUGGUGACGGUGCUACUGCUGCUGCUGCUGAUGGGGCUGCAUGCGCUCUGAUAGCGGAGUUGUUUGGGGCUUCAUGGGGACACCGCGACUGGGUUGUCUCUUGCGCAUUUGCUGCUGACGGCUGUCUCCUUUCUGGGGGUAUUGACGGCCGUCUCUGUCUCUGGCCGUCUCUUAACACCCCCUCUAUAAAUACACCCCAUUCAGAACUCCUAUGGGAUACAGAGCAGCAGCAGCAGCAGCAGCAGCAGCAGGAACAACAUCUGAGGGCAGCAACAGGAUCGGCUGGGGGGAGCCAUUGGGGUCCCACUGGGGGCCCCUUGGGGGGCCCCAAUGGGGGCCCCCCGAGGGGUAAUGUAGGGAUGAGUUGUCGUUCUAAGAGAGAGAAGAUUAAAGCAGUUGAGCUGCCCCCUGGACACCGCGCUGGUGUGAGUGAAGUGAAGGUUAGGGGCCCCCCGGGGGCCCCCCUUGGGGCCUCAGUAGGGUACGAUGGGUCUCUGCGUUUGUGGGGUCUACGAGAGAAGAAGCAAAUAGCGGAGAUGGCUGCUGUUGAAGUAGCAGCAGCAAAGGACCUUGCUGAACUGUCUCCUUUGCUGCAGUUCGUCUGGCUUAAUGCAUUUGCUGCUGCUGGCAGCAGAGACGGUGCUGUGUCUGUAUGGGAUUUAAAUGCACAGAGAACAGCAGCAAGAAUAUCAGCAGCACACAGAGGGGCUGUUGGAGACCUGCAGCUGCUGCUGCCUCCAGACGCAGCAGCAGCAGCAGCAGCAGCAAGUGUCACCAGUACCAGCACCAGCAGCAGCAGCAGCAACGGCUUUGUGCCGCUGCUGCUGUCUGGGGGACGCGGAGACGGCCGUUUGUGUGUCUUUGAUUUGCGGUGUCUCCCUUCAGCUGUCUGUACAGCUCAGGCUCACCGCGCUGCUAUUAACAGCGUGCUGCCGCUGAGGAGGGGAGGGGGGCCCCUGAGUUGUGCUGAAGUAAUUACGUUGGGGGCAGAUGGCUACUGCAAACUUUGGGAUUUGCGGUGUAUAGACACCCCAGCGGCCUCCCUGCAUGCAGCCAAAGACGGGUUCUUGUCUGGGGCCCUCCUUGAUGAAACCAGCGGCUUGCUAAUAGGGGGUGCAGCAGAAGGCGCUGUCUAUUUGCUAGACAUGGGUCCUGGGGGGCCCCCCAAGGGGGCUGCUGCAGCGGGGGGCCCCCAGGGGCCUGCUGCAGGGGGGGCCCCCCAGAGGGCUGCUGCAGGGGGGCCCCCAGGGCCCCAAGUGUGCUGGGGAUAUGGGUGUGAUAGAAGAGGAGGUGUGCAUGCAGUGAAGACUGUGGAGAUACAGCAGAAGGAGACACAUAAUGUUUGUGCUGCAGUACUCGCAGGAGGAGACGAUGGCUGCCUGGCCUGUCUCCGAUUCUCUUGA
Molecule: messenger RNA, 1947 nt
Organism: Eimeria acervulina
Lineage: Eukaryota; Apicomplexa; Conoidasida; Eucoccidiorida; Eimeriidae
Product: WD domain, G-beta repeat-containing protein, putative
Exons: 2
Coding region: 1-1947 (648 amino acids)
Cellular component (GO): preribosome, large subunit precursor
Molecular function (GO): protein binding
Source: RefSeq, a predicted model, not a curated record